Brienomyrus brachyistius is the source of this 1282-nucleotide messenger RNA. RefSeq lists its product as uncharacterized. The record is from RefSeq and is a predicted model, not a curated record. The coding region runs from base 369 to 1085 and encodes 238 amino acids. The transcript has 5 exons. Lineage: Eukaryota; Metazoa; Chordata; Actinopteri; Osteoglossiformes; Mormyridae.
CGGAAGCCGGCUGGAACGUGCAAUGGGAACGGCAGUAUGGCAAAUUAAUUACAAAGAUAAGCUGAUCGCGGCUCAGUGAUACGUUUUAUGAUCAGCGUGUAAUGCAAAUAAAACCAGGAGAAAGUGCUCGGUGAUCUGGAGCCCUUGAAGUGAGAGCAGCUGGGUCCUUAGUUAAGGGGGCGUGCGGUGGUAAAUCAGACUUUUCCUGUGCAGGGUGUAAACCGUAUGAAGGUCUGGCUGGUGCAGUGUGCAUUUCAUUGCAAAAGCUAUAUGUAAUUAAAUGAUAGCUUGUUUCCACAUUAUAACGGAAUAAAACAUAGCAUCCAGCCGCUGGGUGCGCGGCCCGUCCCUGUGUUUCGCCCCCUAACAUGUCCGAGGACGGGAUCCUGUUUUCCUGCGAGGAUCCAGCACUAUGGAGGCGGAUCUACAACAGAUACUGGCGGGUGGUGGAGCUGAGGUCGAUGGCUAAGGGGAAGAAACUGGCCAAACUGCUCCCUCUGGAUAAAUGGUACCAGGAUGAGCUGCCUAAAGCGAUUGCCAGCCGGCCGCAGCGGUUCUUGACACACCCGGAACUGGUGAAAGUGAUGGAGUGGAAGCUCACUAGGGGGAAAUUCCGGCCGAGGCUACAGCAGUUGGUGGCCGCCAAUCCCAGUGAGACCGUGGAGAAGUGCACCAGGAAGGCCUUCAGUUUGCUGCCAGACAUCCAGGCGGCCAUCACUGAGCUGAGCUCUCUGAAGGCCUUGGGGCCUGCCACCGCAUCAGCGGUUCUGGCUGCGGGCGCCCCUGAGCUCGCUGCCUUCAUGGCUGACGAGGCGGUGGAAAGCAUUCCGUGCUUGAAGCCCAUCCAGUACACAGCCAAGCAUUACUCUCUGUACCUGCAGAGGGUGACGGAGCGGAGCUGCUCGCUCAACAAAGCGGACAGUGAAAAGAGCUGGACACCCCACAAGGUGGAGCUCUGUCUGUGGGCGUGGGCUGUGACCAGUCAGCUGCAACCCUCUCUGCUCCAAGAGCUCUGCAAGGAGGAGAACCCUGAGGAGGACAUGGAGAGCAGCAGGAAACCAACCAAGAGGCAGAGGACCGAUUAGACUGUACCGACCAUAUUACUGAUCUUUGUUUUUAUCCACAUUUAAAGAAUAAAUAUGUGAACAACACUUACAAACAUUCCUGAAUCGAAGGACUGUCCUUAAAAGUCCAGUGUUGCAUUAAAAGCUAAAUACAGUUACGUGUUUAUUUUUUUCAAUACCCACUUUUGUAUAAUAAACUAUUUACAAUGUAGACAUUC